Messenger RNA from Ostrea edulis (European flat oyster), 2249 nucleotides. RefSeq names its product allatostatin-A receptor-like. Bases 279 to 1535 code for a protein of 418 amino acids. Gene Ontology annotation, biological process: G protein-coupled receptor signaling pathway. NCBI's taxonomy places the organism in Eukaryota, Metazoa, Mollusca, Bivalvia, Ostreida, Ostreidae. The transcript has 7 exons. Gene Ontology annotation, cellular component: membrane. The record is from RefSeq and is a predicted model, not a curated record. Gene Ontology annotation, molecular function: neuropeptide Y receptor activity; peptide binding.
UUAAACAGACUGGCAGUGGGUAAAACUGUUGCAUCGUUGACACUUGUUUGGUACCUCUUGAGCAGGGGUACUUUGAACAUCUAAAGACCUGCAUAAGUUUUUGUUUUUACAUCAUUGUUUAAAAUCCAGGAUAAAAACCAAGAGUGAAAACAAUUUCAUUGUGUUUGUCAUUUAAAGAAGAAGAAAAAACCCAAAUCGUCUGCUUUUUAGAAAACGUUUUAUACAAACUAAGGAUGAAGAUGGACUUUUUUUGAAGUCUUGAUUUUGAAUAUAACACGAUGAACGAAACUAUACCAGAAAACACGGAUGCAUUGGACGUGUACUCGGACUAUAACUACACGUAUGACUAUGAAGAUAAUUUGGACUGGCUACCCUUAAAUGAACUUAUACCCUGUGUGACGUUUUACGUCAUCAUUGGACUAUUAGGAAUUUCCGGGAAUUCGCUGGUUAUCACGCUCAUUUUGGCGUUUCCUAAAAUGAGGAAUAUCACCAACUUGUUCCUGUUUAGUUUAGCUUCCGCCGAUUUACUGCUUGUUUUAAUUUGUGUACCCAUCAAGGAAUACGAAAUAGAGAGUUGGGCAAACACGGAUCCCUGGAUAUACCAGAGAUGGGAUCACAGAAGAGGCAAUAAAUCGUGGUGUGCCACCUUCUUUUCCUACACAUGGAGGAUGGGAGCGUUUCUAUGUACAUUCACACACUACAUACAGAACGUGUCUAUGGUCUGUUCCGUCAUGACGCUGACCGUGAUGAGCAUAGAGAGAUUUGUUGCCAUUAUUUACCCGUUGCAUGCUCGAUCCCUGUGCACAUCACGUCACGCCAAAUUUGUCAUCGGAUCCGUUUGGAUCCUCUCCUUUGUUUCCUGUGUGCCGAUUCUUUUUAUCCAAGACCUAAAGGAAGUUGGACGGCGCAUUAAAGCCUACUGGUGCAUCAAAAGGUUCUCGUUAACGAUGUACAACCUUCUGUUCGAGAUCUACAUGUUUUUCAUUUUGUUUAUAAUUCCCAUGACAAUAAUGAUGUUCACGUAUAGUCGCAUAUCCUACGAGAUUUGGAAAGUGGCGGACAGGCGAGCGGCACUGUCCGGAGAAAGAAAAGGUGAAGAGAUGAGCUUAAGGCCAGAUCCAAAAUCGUCACGCAGGUUAGCUAGACGAAGAUUCUUAAGUAGAUCAUUAAUAACCUCAGAGGAAUCUAAAACACGGAAACAGGUAAUCCUGAUGUUGAUGAUCAUCGUUCUGUUCUUCGCCAUUUGUUGGGGGCCAAUUCUUUUGAAUAAUCUCCUCGUCGCUUGCUCCGUUCUCGGUGACCUCCAUACCGGGUUUCUGAAACCAAUGCGAAUGACCUUUCACCUCAUGUCCUAUGCAAACAGCUGCGUGAACCCUAUUGUGUACGGCAUCAUGUCCAACAACUUUAAAGACCGAUUACGGAAAACAUUCUCCGGCAGGAUGGCGCGGAAUCAAAGUCUAACGACACGGAGUUCAAUUCCCAGCAGGGAUUCUACACUAAGAAAUCAAUAUACAAAUUAUCACAAUUUAAGAUGAAUCGACAGUGCAGCUAAAGCUGUAUUCAAGCCAGACUCCCUUAUUGACUAUUAAUUUCUUUUCUGAAGCCAAUGCGGGGUUUGUUUGUUUUUUGCACCCGCAUUUCUUAACGGAAGUUCCAUUACUUCAGAAUUUUAAUGUUCAUUAGUUGAAGUAUAUUGUGCUGAUGUGCAGAACAUUAGUUUCGCACACCGUUGCAUAUUACUACAUGCAGCACAUUACGUGUUGAAAAAGAAUAAUCACUUCAUGUUUACUAGUAUAUUAAAUGUAAUAAUGUACAUUAAAUUCAUCUGUGAUGUUUUUAAAAAUAUCAUCGUAACAUCCCAUUUCCCAGAACUCUCCGUGCUUGUCAGUCAACAAGUUGGAACAGUCAUGGAUGCUUUUCGGACGGAUUGGCAGUGUGACGUCAAGAUAUUGUCUCGUGUGAUUGUGAUAUCAUUGUUAUAUUGUUGUUAAAUUAAUCACAUCAUAUUUUGAUUUUUACAUAUCAAAAUCUAGUUGGAAUGUAAAUAUAUACUGUUAUCUCCGUCCGUCCGUCAAACUCUCCUGAGAUGGAACACUUUUUAUAUCGGCAUAGUAAAAUGCCCAUUGGACAUGGUUGUAUGAGCAUAUGUUGUAGAUAUACAAUAAGGUUUUUUAAUUUUAAUAAACGCAGGUCCAGGGAGUCCGAAUAGAUGCAAAAAAGAGCAGAAUACUACUGGAAUUGUACACUUA